Mercenaria mercenaria is the source of this 2519-nucleotide messenger RNA. RefSeq lists its product as uncharacterized. The transcript has 3 exons. The record is from RefSeq and is a predicted model, not a curated record. Bases 207 to 2150 code for a protein of 647 amino acids. Lineage: Eukaryota; Metazoa; Mollusca; Bivalvia; Venerida; Veneridae.
UCAUGUUACCCAGACCUCAUAUUUUUUAGGGGAAAUAUAUUAACAAUAUGCUCGUAAAAAUGAAAAUAAUUAAAUCCAGUUUUACACAUGUGUGAUCUCUAAAAAAGAAAUAUAAGUCCGACAUUCAAAGACAGUGUCAGUGAAAACAACAGGAUGUUCGACUGGUACUUUGUCUACUGAGGCAGUUUGUUUUGCAGGAUUGCAAAAUGAAAAGCUGGUGGGUUUUUGUCUGCUGUCUGACAUUAACAUGUCAGCAUGCAAACACGAUUAAAGUGAAAGAAAAUGUGUUUCUGGAAAUGUCAGAUUUGAAAGAACUGUGCCCCUAUUCGUCAUUUUGUGGACAAAAUGCUUCGGCUGAAUUUCAAUAUUCACAAAAUUACAGACCGUGCUGCCGGUCGUGCUCAUGUCUGGCUAACUGUGGCUUGCGCGGGAACUGCUGUUUCGAGGAGUUAAAUCAAUACAACGCUGGAAAUGAUAUGAUCUGUAGGCAUACAUUUCCUGUUGAACCGCGCAAAUACCAAGGAUUUCUUAGGAGUAUUUUGAAGAAUGCGCCACAUUACAGAAUGAUAGAUAUAUGUAGUUAUUCUGACAAAAUAGCUCGAGAGUCUGGUACAAAAUGUGAGCAAAAUUCGUCUAACGUUGAGAGAUCAUUAUCUCCGAUGUUUUCUCCUACCAAAGGACUCAUUUAUAUCAAUGCUCACUGUGCCGAAUGUAACAAUGUUUCAGAUGCCGUGCCAUGGCGCAGAGCAAUCAUGUGCCCGUCAGAGGCAGAAGCUCCACUCUCUGAAUUUAUGGAUAAUUUUAAUGGAAUAGAAAUCUCGAGUGAUUAUUCUGGUUGUCUCCUGUACUACAUUCCACCCCCUGAAGUUAAUUUAGAUAUAUUGUCCUGCUACCCCAGCGUCAUAAGGCAAUGUAACACUACGGGGAGAAUGAAAAGGCGUGACCUAUCUUGGAACUUUUGUGAAAUGUUUAAUGCUACUUUUACUAUCGAGACCGUAGGACAUUUACAAGCGUAUGCAAAUGUAUUCUGCUUCAUGUGCAAUACUGUUAUAGACAGGAACAGGAUCAAAGAGAUGCAAUGCACGAAACAAAAGCUCGGUAGCAAAAAAUCACCCAUUGUUCCUUAUGCUCCUUUGUCAAUUAUUUUAGAUUUAACAGACGUGAAACGAAGUUCAAUUUCAAGACGUUAUUACGAAAAGACUCACUGCCCAGAAAACAGCGUGAUGGUUGCAUCAUUCACGACGAUUUGUCGUCCGCUUAAAUGCAAAAUGGGACAGCUCCUGAUUAACAACACGUGUGAUUAUUACUCCAGAGAGUGGAUUGGUGGUCCUUUUGCUGUAAUGUUGAGACUGUCUCCGCUAAACAAAGACACGUUCCUUCAAAGCUCUUUCUUUAGAGAUAUGUCGACACAGAAUAAAAAUGACGGCCGGGCAAGGUGGAUACGGAGAAAGACGUUGAAGCAGUGGAAGUUUCUUGUUUUGUAUCAUCCUUUCCAAAACCAGUUUACCUCAGUAGAAUAUAUAAUCGUUAAAACUACAUAUCCCUCAAAUUCGGUAGAUCCUCAUUUCCUAAUGGCAUCUGUCAGUAAAGCGUUAGAAGACGUGUGGGAAAUUAACUAUUUGAAUUCCACUUUCUAUUUCAAGGUGAGUUUAAAUGAAUACUUUAAAUAUGAUUUGAUAUUCCAUGACGACAUUUUAUCUAUGGGAAUUAUGGGCAUAAAUAUUCAUCCCUUCAAAUUCGCUUAUUACCCCGAAUUGAUGAAAUGUAUUCUUAACAUCGAUUAUGAAUUCAUGUUAUUUCCUGUUUCGGACAUGCAUGAAAAUGAACUUGAUGAAGGUUUUUUCGUCACCAAAUUGUUUUUCUGUGAACAGAUUGAUUUACUUCCAGAAGAAGUCAGUUAUUAUAAUAUAUGUCCUGCAGGAGUUUUCUUCAAAGUCAAAAAUGUAACAUUACACACAUUCAGUAGAGUUACAUUGCCUGGCGCUACUCUGAACACAGCUAAGACUUCAACCACUUUUCCAACGUUAGAUGGAAUGACUGUUCGUGUAUGUGUAGAUGAGUUUGAGCAAAACACGUCUGUUUCCACCAGUACGUCAGUACAUAUUUUGGGAGUAUGUGCUUUGGUAUACAAGACUAUCAAAUAUUUGUGAUUGUAUCGGGCUAUGUUUAACAUUAUUUUCAGAUAAUUUCAGAACAUUCUUUCGGCAAGUUUAUAAACAAUAAGACUGCUACUUUUUCCAAACAAAAUACUGUGAAAUCAUUUAAUUUCGUGGGCAUGAAAUUUCGUGGUUUUGGUCAAAACGGCAAUUUCGUUGGGAUAUGAAUUCGUGGAUUUCAAUGUUUGAACAUAAAAUGAAUAGGAAUUUUACUUGUUCGUUGGGAUUAAAUUUCGUGGAUUGACUCAACCACGAAAUCCACGAAAAUUAGUCCCCAACGAAUAUUAAUGAUUUCACAGUAUACAUUUAUGUUUCAGUCAUAUGUCUAAGCUGCCUUGUGCCUCGGCUUUAAACGAAACACGA